AUGGCCCUGGUGGCGCCGGCUCUUCAGGCUAUCCACGGGCAGACGCCGACCCGAAUCAGGAGCUCGCUGACCUGGUCCCCAUCGAGGUCUUCAUCCUCGCCUCCUUGGUCUUCACCUUCGCUGCUGCUGGGUGCCGCAGCUGUGCCUGCAGCAGCAGAGGUGCUGCGGAGAAGGAAGGCAAAGAUUGGAUGUGUGUGGCAUAGUCGCUGCAAGCGCCUAAGUCAGCCGCAGCACCCACGCCGUUCGGUCAGAGCGUUCUGCGCCAGCUCUCCACUUGACACGUUCGACGAGCUGGACACGAAUGGUGACGGGUUCCUUUCACGCGAAGAAUAUCUCGCUGGUCAGAGAAACCAGCAGAAGAACAGACAGGCAAUGCGGUCGUCAGCGGUUACGUCCGUGGGCCUGGUAUUAGAGCAAAAGCUGGAAGCCUUCAAAGGCUAUUUGAUUUUCUCAGAGGAAACAGGGCCGCUGCCGUACCGAGUGACAGAGAGCUUUUUCGUUGCUUUGGGCACAUUGUGCUUCGUGACACGAGUGGUCUCGCCUGGCAUUGCAGGUGAUUUCUUCUUGCAGGAGGUUGAAGACUUUGUCAAUGUAUCCUUUUUUGUCAAGUUCCUGCUCCUCUUUUGGAUCAACGAGUUCAAAAUCUCCUGGCUCUUCACUGGGAAGGGUGCGCUAGAUAUGGCAAGCAGCUUGCCAGUGCUUUGCAUUCCGGCGAGGCUGAUAGGCGGGCCCGCGCUGGAGAGGACCACCGAUUUGCUGCAAAUCGGCAGGUUCCUCCGCUUGCUGCGUGUGGCGCUUCCUUCAGACAGGGAUGCAGGUCCUGGCGGCCUCGUGAUCAGGACAGUUCCCGUGAGUCAGCAGAUCAUUGCAGUCUUGCUGUCCUUGCUGGGCACUGUGGUUGUUUCGGCAACUGUCCUGUAUGCUUUCGAAAACCCAGACACAAAUAUGGAGGCGGCCGAGCGUACGUUCGAGGAUGCGCUGAUCUACAUGGUUAACAUCUUCGCGGGCCGCGAUCCACCAUGGUACCCCUUGAACCCACAGGCAAAAAUUGCCUCUGUGGUGGCAACAACAUCAGGCAUCAUUUUCAUUCCCUUCCUUGUGGCAAGAUCGGUGGAGCUUUUCAUGAAGAGCGACACUGACGCAAAUGCAAGCACCAUGAACUCGGUCUUAGCUGCCAGAGGCAGUGAUGUCAGCAGCUGGGCAGAAGUCCUGGAGAACCUUGAUGCCGUCGAGCAAGAGGGCUACCUAGAAAAGGAGGAGAUGAGGCAACUCCGGAGGCUGUGCCUGGAGAGGGAUGACCGCCUCGGCAUUUUACAUACCUGCUAUGCAAAGCGGCCCGCAAAGGACAAGAGAAACCUGAAGCUGUAUGCGUCGCGCUUGCAAGAGCUGCUGGAGUUGGCUUAA
Molecule: messenger RNA, 1404 nt
Organism: Symbiodinium pilosum
Lineage: Eukaryota; Dinophyceae; Suessiales; Symbiodiniaceae
Source: the annotation of a GenBank genome assembly